CCUGCUGCUCGUCUCGCACGCAUCACACUCGCUCUGCCUUGCUGCGCUCGCGCCUCGUCGCAGCAAUGGCCUCGCUCCUCACUCCACUCUUCGUCCAGUCGCUCCUCUCCCAGCACCUCGUCUCCUACGCGCACGCCCUCGCUCUCUACACGCGCGCCCGCGUGCUGCUCUCGCUCGCCCCCUCGACGCAGCCCUCGGCCGCCGAGGCGCGCCGCGCGCGCGACGAGUUCGAUGGCUUCCUCAACGAAGUCGCGCAGGAACUGAGCAGCGUGGGCCUCGAGCUGCGCAUGGGCACGCGGCAGGAGGACGGCGAGCGCGUCGUGGCGCUGGUGAAUGCCAAGGCCGACGGCCUGGCGCAGAUCGCCGCGGCCUUCAGCGCCGUCGAGCUGGGCUUCAUCCGCCGCCUGAUCAGCGCCAUCUUCCAGGCCGCAGACGAAGUCUUCUCGCUCGGCGCGUCCGAGGCAUUGGCCAUUGCGCGCCGCAGCAAGCCGCCCCUGCGGCCGCGGCAGGCAGAGGAGAUCCUGGGCCGCCUAGUGGGGCACGGCUGGCUUGCUCGGAGCGCGUGAGUUCUGCCCAGUGUCCCGCCCUGCACCGCUCUACUGCCGUCGGCUCUUCGUGCGCCCUGCCGUCCGAAGCUUAUCCUCCCUGUGCCCUCGUGCUGCUGCCCGGACCUUCAGUGCAGGCCGCUAUUCCCUCGCUCCGCGCGCGCUGCUCGAGCUGCAGUCCUACCUCAAGGCCGCAUUCGACGACCUCAUUCUCGUGUGUCAAAUCUGCGAG
Molecule: messenger RNA, 777 nt
Organism: Tilletiopsis washingtonensis
Lineage: Eukaryota; Fungi; Basidiomycota; Exobasidiomycetes; Entylomatales
Exons: 1
Coding region: 66-566 (166 amino acids)
Biological process (GO): DNA damage tolerance; double-strand break repair via homologous recombination
Cellular component (GO): nucleus; Smc5-Smc6 complex
Molecular function (GO): ubiquitin-protein transferase activity
Source: RefSeq, a predicted model, not a curated record